AUGCCGCUUAGCGUAUCACUCGCCGCGCGCCUUUCCCGCUUAGCGCCUGACCCGCUGCGCGCCUCUCCCGCGCAACGAAUCACUCGCUGCGCGCCUCUCUCGCGUAGCGCCUCACCCCCUCGCCCCCACUGCUCCCCUUCAUUUCCCCUCCUGCUCCUUCUCACUUCCCCCACUGGUCCCCUUCAUUUCCCCUCCUGCUCCUUCUCACUUCCCCCACUGCUCCCCUUCAUUUCCCCUCCUGCUCCUUCUCACUUCCCCCACUGCUCCCCUUCAUUUCCCCUCCUGCUCCUUCUCACUUCCCCCACUGCUCCCCUUCAUUUCCCCUCCUGCUCCUUCUCACUUCCCCCACUGCUCCCCUUCAUUUCCCCUCCUCCUCCCUCUCAUUUCCCCCCUUACUCCUCUCAUCUCCCCCCCUCCUCCCUCUCAUUUCCCCCCUUGCUCCUCUCAUCUCUCCCCCUCCUCCCUCUCAUUUCCCCCCUUGCUCCUCUCAUCUCUCCCCCUCCUCCCUCUCAUUUCCCCCCUUGCUCCUCUCAUCUCUCCCCCUCCUCCCUCUCAUUUCCCCCCUUGCCGCCUCUCAUCUCUCCCCCUCCUCCCUCUCAUUUCCCCCCUUGCCGCCUCUCAUCUCUCCCCCUCCUCCCUCUCAUUUCCCCCCUUGCUCCUCUCAUCUCUCCCCCUCCUCCCUCUCAUUUCCCCCCUUGCCGCCUCUCAUCUCUCCCCCUCCUCCCUCUCAUUUCCCCCCUUGCCGCCUCUCACUUCCACCCUUGCUUACUCUCGCUUCCCCGCUUCCCUCUCAUUUCCCUCCUUCACCCCUUCAUUUCCCAACCUAAACCCUUAUUUUCCCCACCUUGCUCCCCGUCAUUUCCCCCCCUUCUCCCCUUAUUUUCCCCACCUUGCUCCCCUUCAUUUCCCUCCCAGCUCUGGCAUAGCCCCACUGCCCUCCCGUCCUUUUCAUCUUCCCUCCCUUACAGGGUGGAUCCCUUGCAAAAUACUGCCCCCCACUCGCUCCCUUCCAUUCUCCCUUCCACGCUCUCCCAUCGCCAUGCCUUAAUUUCUCAUCCCCCCUCCUUCCAGGGUCAUCUCACCUCCCAUGAGAUCCCACUCGCUCCUUCAGUCCCUGCUAAUGUAGCAGCAGCUCCCACGAGGAGUUGGAGCUGGGAUGAUCUUGCAAGAACAGCGGCAGGUGCAUGGGCAGCAACAGCAGAACCAAGAGCGAGUGAGCCCUGCUGCGGUCUCACAGCCGAGCGCGCUCAUGAGUGCGCAAGCCGCAGGAGAUGCAGCAUGCGGGGUCUCUCACGCUGGGUGCACACUAUCGAAGCAGCCAUGUCAGCAGUGGACUGGGGAGCGAGCAGGGUGUGA
Messenger RNA from Closterium sp. Naga37s-1, 1356 nucleotides. The record is from the annotation of a GenBank genome assembly. Lineage: Eukaryota; Viridiplantae; Streptophyta; Zygnematophyceae; Desmidiales; Closteriaceae.